UGUUUUGGGGCAUCUUUGUGACAACUAUGAGCCGCUGAACUCCUGUUUAGCUGGACUGAGAGACGGAAGGGAUCAAGGCUGCGCAAGGUCUAGCCGAUUGCCAGGGUACAUAAAGACGCAGCUAUUAAUGGCAAGGCUACCUGCCGGCCAAUGAAUAUGUCAGUGUAUUGGUAGAGAAUACCCGGAAGUCCGGCGCAACCUGUAUGCGUCCUACCCUCCUACGACCGUCCGACUAAAGUGGUCGCCAUCCGCUUGUUGAUACGGCAGUAGACAUCCUUCACCGCGAGUACGUCGCUGCCGAUGCACGGCGUCGCCAUGGGUCGUCCAGAUAGCGGAACAAAGCAACCCCUUGAGCAGUCCCAACAAUCUCAAAUACGACGCAGUCGUCUAGAUGCUUCCCAAGGUGCCGCGCACCGGAGCAACCAACGGAGCGCGAAAGACGAUACCGAUGCUGAGGCAGAUGUCGUUGAGUCGCUUCUCACCUUACGCCAACUCACCUCUAGCAACUCUGGGAACGGACGCGCCCAACCACCUAGUGCUAUUAUUCCAGACCAGCCCACGAGGAGCGCAAGCAUUGGCGACCCACAUCCGACUCGCCUAGGGUUUCUGCACGAGCCAAACGCGGGCCCUGCUUUCGCACGACAGCUAACAUCCCAGGCUGCUCCGAAUACGAAGACUGGAUCCUCCACAAGAACCAGUGGCGGUGGGGACACAGCACCGCCGCCAGGUGCCACCGCUACCUGCUCUCGGCCAAACAGCUUUAGCAGAAAACGCAAACCUGCGGCCUCUGAAUUCUCGCCAUGUGAGGAAGCAGACGCUUCUGCGGUGGCUGCUUAUGUCCCCAGCAGCAAGGGUAGCAAUGGGAGCGGCAGGCUGGGCUCUCUCCGCACAGCUGCAGAAGCGCAUGAGGCCACGGCUGCGGCUGCAGCUACGGCGUCGGCUAGUGCAGCUGCCGCCUGGCUGCGGCUGCAGCAGCAACUGAGUAGCGCGGCUGCCGCAGAGGCCUCGCUGGGCCUGCAGCAGGCGCUGGCAGGAGUGGCUGGCGGCGGUACGGCGGCUGUGGGCGCUGCGGAGGCGCUUCGGGGCAGUGGCUGGUGCGUGUGGUGGGUAGGAGGGCUGUGUAGUACGUGGGAAAUGCUGUCAGGAACAGCCAGAUAGAUCGCCCAGGCACUGUCCUGAGUGUCUUACACCUGCAUACCUGCUGUUUCUUACCAGAAUAGCGUCCCUAUCCAACCCUUCCUCCCAACUCUUACCUCCCACUCUUCCCUCCAACGUUUCCCACCAACGCCGCCCCUGAUCCUUACCCCCAACUCGCCCUCCUGCCAAGCGUGUCUGCAGUGAGCCCCUGCUCCACGCCGGACAGCGACUGCCCCUAGCCGCACUCGCGCAGCUGGAGGGCCGGGAUGGCGGCGGCGGGGGGAAUGGCCCAGCUGGGGGCAGCGGCGCGGGCGGCAGGGAAACUGUUAGCAGGAGCAGGGGCGGAUUCAAGCCGGCUGCGGCGGCGUCCGGUAGCGAGGGUGUGGCAGGGGUCGGGUCAGGGGGCGGCGGCGCCUCCGCUGCCCCGCCCUCCGCCAAACGAGCCCACUUGGAACCCAGCCGGCAGCCCGCAGCUGUUCCCCAGCGGCACCAACCGCUGCUGCAACAACCACCAGCGUCUAAAGCAGGGGCAGGAGCAGGAGCAGGGGCAGCCAUGGAGUCGGUUAUGGUGGGAGCAGGGCCAGUAGGCGGAACAGGCGGAGCAGCAGGGGCAGGAGCAGCUCAGGCCAUCUCCCGCGCCGCUCAUGCGGCUGCAGCUGCUUCCGUGGCAGCAGCGUCGGCGGCAGCAGCGGCGGCGGUCUCAGAGGGGCAGCUCCCGACCGCCAGUGGAGAGGGCUGCAGCGGGAGCCAUGGCGGCGGAGGCGGGGAGUCGCCUGCGGGGCACAGCGGUAGCGGCAGUGGCAGUGGCAGUGGCAGUGGUAGUGGCCGGGCUGCGGUCAGCGGUAGCAACCGGAGUGCCAGUGGGGAGGCUGCUCAGGUAGGCGCCGUCGUGGGGGAAGCUGCAGCUGCUGCUGCCCCUGCCACUGAUGCGGUGGCAGCUGCUACAGCUGCGGCCCUGGGCUCUGGAGGCGCGGGCGCGGGGUCGGUUAUUUCGCUGCUCCACAUGCUUGCUAUUCAGCAACAGCGGCAACAUCAGCCCCCAGACCAGGAUCCUAAUCAACAUUAUGGUCAUCAUUACCAUCAUCAGCAGCAGCUGCAGCCGUACGGCAGCCAUGGUAGUCCAAAACGAGGUACUCAAUGCACCAACAACGGGCACAUCACCGCUGUUGCUGGUGACGAUACCACAGCUGCCGCUCCGCCCUCAUUGCCGCAACCUGGCUGCCCCCAGCAGCCGCCCUCAGCCGCCCUCCACGGGCCCUCCUCCGCAGUAGCAGCACUCGCUGCAACCCACAACCAUGAUCCCCAAGCAUACCAACCCCGGGGCCAACACGCGUUGCACCCCCAGCCACAAACGCACCGACACCAUCACAGCUCCCACACGCUUCCUCAGCAUCGCCUGCCGUCUCAACACGCCCCUGCCGGCGGUGUGGGAGGGCCACCCGCUCCCAAACCGGGCCCCCAGCCGCAUGGUCUGCCAAGUCACAGAUACCCAGGCCCACACGGCCCCCAGCACCAUCAACAUCAUCACUAUCAGACUCAUCACCACAACGGUGGCCAUGUGCAGCAGAAGCAUGCAGAUGUCCUCCAUCACCCCUAUCAGCAGCCCUACCCAGGCGACCCACGGUUCACGAGGAUGAGCGACCCACGGGUCAGCCAUGGUCCAGAAGCCCUCGCAAGGGACAUUGCUGAGGGUGGGGGAGUUGGUGAGCCGCCCUACCUCCAGCAUCACCGAGAGGGGAAUCAACAGGAGCCGCCAGUGGGCGGCCUGCAGCCCUUCUCGCAUCAUGUGACGGCGGGAAGGCACGUCAUGUACGGGGCAUGUACGGCAUUCCGGCGGCAGAUGCUGUACAGUCCCAGAGGGGUACCCACGGAGUUUGCGUUUGCUGCCGCGGGUGGCGGAGAUGCCAUGCAGGUCGAUCCCUUGGCAUCGGCACCGCAGCAUCAGCAGCAGCGCCCACCUACUCUGCCCCACAUGACGGCUAACACCCGUACCUUUCAUAACGAACCGGCUAACCGUCAAGGUCAGCGAAUACCUUUCGACGGCAGUACCGCUGAUGACGAUGCACCCUUCUUUGGCAGCGACGCGUUGCCGUACACCGAUAACAACGGUGGCGUCGCCAACGGUGGUGCAACUGCCGCCGCCGCAGCAACCACCGCUAGCGCUGGUGUUAGUGCUGCUGCAAGCAAUGAGCGACCCGACCGUAUUAUUUCCUCGCUAGCCGCCAUAGAACGGAAGUUGCGGUUACAAGAGGAACGGUUGAUGUACGAACUCAAGCAAGUACGGCUGCUACGACAACUCUUGCACGUCAAACAGAUGAAGCAAAUGGUGCUGGAGGCCAUGCGAUGCAAGGAGGGCGCGACUGCUGAGGGCGCAGCCGCCGCCACCGCUGGUGGCGAUGACGUCGACGACACGGGUGUGGGUCUCAUGGGGGCGGGGGCGGGGCCGGGGGCGGGGGCGGAUGUGGAGGCGCAAGAGGCGGCGGUGCUGGCGGAGCGUGAUGGGGGGUGUGAUGUUGCGCCAGGACCGACGGAGGAUGUCAACGAGGGCUGUGACAACGAAGCAGUGAUGGUUACCGCAGCAACGGAGGCGGAUGAUGCGGAGGCUCGUCGACCUGUGAUGCCGGUGUCAGGUGGGGCAUGGCAAGGGGAGGCGGCUGGACGUACACAGCAACAUCCGCCUCAUCAGCCGCCUCAUCAGCCGCCGCAGCCGCCGCAGCCGCACCAGCAGCAGCCGCAGCCGCAGCGGGUGGUAGGCGGCUGCAUGCAGCAGGUCCCUGCCGAGGGAGGAACUGCUUCCGGUGGCGAAGCGGAGGAGCCCGACCAGCGGCCCGCUGCUCCUGCUUGCAUCCCGAGCAGCACCCGCGAUGACAACGCUGGGGCCGCCGCCGUCGCUGCCGCUGCUAGCCCCUUUGGCGGCAGCGGCGGCGGCGGCGGCGGUGGUGGUGGCGAUGACGGCGGUGGUGAUGCAAUGGCGACGAAUCGCCUGCUGUGCUAUCUUGCCCACCUGGCCUCCUGCUCGCCGCAAGCGAGAGGCACGCAAGGGCUGGCACAGCCGCCGCCCCAACGGCAGUCACAGCAGCCGCAGAAGCUACCGGGUCGACAAGGUGUCCCUCCGGAGGACUGCGACCUGCCGCAAUGCACUACACACGUGCCAGCGCCGGCGGCGCCGGUGACGGCGACGCAAAGUAAGGACCAACGAAAUGCUGAAGGCGUCAGCAAGGGCUGCGAAACAUUACCUUCUUACCAGUUGCCGUACCCGGCAGCACUUCUCAAUGCCGUUCUCGGAGGCUGUGGCGGGGCCGUUGAAGCUGUGGCUGGUGCUGCUGGUGCCGUAGAGGGUAACGUCGGCGGCCGUGACGAUGGCGGUGGUGAUGGUAGGUGCAAUGGUGCGAUUGCAAGGUCGCAAGGUGCGGGGGAAGAUGGCGGUGGCGGCGGUGGCGGCGGUGGCGGUGGCAGCGGUGGCGGUGCGUUGGCGGCGGCGGCGGCGGAGGGUGCCGCUGCCCACUCGGAGCAUCGUAUGCAGUGGUUGCGGGCGUUGCUGCUGCAGCAACAACGAGCCGAGAUGUCACUGCUGCAACAACAGCAACAACACCUAGAGAAGCAGCAGCAGUUUCAGCUGCAGCAGCCAAUGCAGCAGGAGGAGAAGUAGUGGCAAGUGCUGCUGCAGGCACGCAGGAUCGGCGACACACAGGAGCGGCAAGUAUCCCUGGGAGGAGGGGAAAGCUUGCGUGACGGCAGCGACGGGGCAGCGAAGGCUGCAGUUUUCACGCAGUGAUGUAGUUGUGAUGGAUAACCUUUCUGAGACUGGGAGUACGUUCCUGGGCUGAUGGAUUUGCUCUUGUUGGCGUUACGACACAUGUGAACUGACGCGCAUCCAAGUACGUGCGGGUUCUUGUUGGUUAUGCAGCAGGUGAGUGCGGGCGAGCAUGUCACUUUAUCGAGUUGUAGUACCAACUGUCCUGGAUGCGGUCCAGGUGUUGGUUUUGAAUUGUCCUGGAUCUGAUGGUUGGUUGGAUGGCACAUACCUCUCUGUGGCCCCAUCGUGCUUGCUUACCGGUAACUUACGUGCGUUACAAAAUGUAGGAUUCUGGUAUACAUCCGAACGGGCAUGCAGGUUGUGUUGCUGGGACCACGAUAACGGAGGUGAACCAUGGGUCUUUGGCGCCCCUAACUCCACGGCUGAACCAGUCGAGCCGUGUACAUGUGUACGUGCAUACUUUCAAGGCCAGGCUGCCUGUACCGGUGCUUGCGGUCAACCACGUUAUUUGUUCUUAUUUUUCGCCGCCAUAAGUAGACUAUUUAAAGCCACGUUUGUACUAUCGUACAGGUUAGUAGAAUCUUGGAGGGAUGCAUGUGCCUGGGUGGAAUUGCCUCGAGGUCACAAGGGAUAGCUGUGGAGGCGCAGCAAACCAUGUAUCGCUUAUUAGUGUGUGGAAUGGGUGGCCUUGGAUUCCGUUGUCUGCUUCGCGUCUGUUGGAGGGGCCAUCCGUCGGCAGUCCUGAGCAAUGUGUUUGACGCAGUGUGCAACUACGCUCGAGCUGGCUGUAGCUGUAAGCGUGUCGCGUUCUAUGCUACGCGAGCGACAAGGCUUGUUACGCUGCCUUGCAACAUGCACGGCAACAUCCUCAGCAGUACAAGUAUGUUUGUAAGGGAACAAUGAAUUCCCUUAACUAGCCGUUGGUUAUUAUGACUCUUCCUAACUAUUAUUAGUGCAGCUACACCGCGGUCAUCGCCGCCUUAGUGCGUCGCCUAGCUAGGUCGGACUGACGAGCAAUCGGCUAUGUUACAGCAUUAAGAUUUUGAAAAAGCGUUAGUUCUACUGCAUCUAUGGGUUAUUGUGAUUAACGCGGGCACCACCCGAUAAAGGUUACCGGUAUGCAAGUGGCAGCAGGCCAUGAAUUAUUUUAUCAAAAAGCAGCACGAUACCGGUAAUGGCCAAGUCAGCAUUAUAGCUCGAUAGACGUCAUAAAGACUACGCGAAGUCGGGUGGCUUGGCGCCUCAAAGACCGAUGAAGCGGGGCAGACCUGGAGCGGAUGCUGUGGAAGCAGGACGCCCAUCUAUGCGACGGGCCUGUAGUGACAGCACAUGCAACAGCGAUGCGGCUGAGUUCGAGCGAAUACACUCGGUACUUCCCGUACUGCCCGAAGCCUUGGAAGGCACCCGUGUUACGGAGUGCCCUUCAUCACAUUUUGGCACACGUUGCUCCGGCAACACCGGCAGCUGCGGUGGAUUACAAGGCAGGGACACUGCCGGUAAAGCCCACAUGCUGAUCACCCCAACCAGCACAUCCGAACGCGCUGCCGGGAACGAUGCUCCAUGCGCGCCUGCUGCUCGACACGUGGCCCCCGCACCACGUAAAGGCGCUGACACCGGAAGUCGCGGCCACCCGAGCUCAGGCGGCGGCGCCAUGGGGCUCCGUCGCUCCCUGCAGAUGCGGGGCACCAGCGAGCUCUCGGUGUUGCCCUUGCAGGCCUUGCAGCAGCGGCUCAGCGGCUUGGACCGGGAGGAGCAGGCGCUAUUGGAGGGGCUCCGCAGCCUGCGGCGCGAGUAUGAUGCCCGCAUGGCGGCCCUCGCUGUGGAACCUCCUGCUUCGGUAAGCCCAGCUGCUGCUGCGGUAGCUGCAGGGGCGGUGGCUGCGGCUGCCGCUGCGUCACAGCCGGUUGCAGCAUCAGCAGCAGCCGGCGUCGCUAUCCCAGCUGUGUUGACGGCGGCAACACGGGCCGCACUUCCACCGCCUCAACCAGUAGCACCGCCGCAGCUGCAACAGCAACAUCCGCAGCACCAGCAACGACAGGAUUUGCAUCUUGCCUGCAGCACUUCGCAACAUCAUCAUCAUCAUCAGCAGCUACUGCGCUUGCUAACAGCAGCAAUGCCUAACGGCCAUCACCUUACGGCGCCGUACUCGCCCCCAAGUGAUCACCCAAUCCCGCCGCCGCUGCUGCAACCCUCCAGACCAGGGAGACCCUCGGAGUCCACUGCUGCCGCAUGCGGCUCCUCCCCUCCUGUCAGUUAAGGAAACUGGCCGCGAGUCGGGACGUACUGUGAUUACGGCACUGAGGCAUUCAUCGUAUCUGCAUGCACCGGAUACUAUUGGUCGACCAUGGCGGUUGGGCUAGGGUGUGUAGUGCCUAGUGUGGUAGUGGCGCGAAACCCGGUAGGCUUGCAUGUGCGUCUAAUGAUGGGGAAGACAUUGUAUAUAGGAAAGGCUGUGUUGUCCGCUUAGCAGAAAGAGUUAAGGAUGCUGUAUGGAGGGCCAGAUGGUGUAACCUCGACCAACACUGCGAAGCGUGCAUUGUGUCACCAUGCGCCAAACUACAGUUGCUUGUUGAUUACCGCACCAUUGGGACCUGUCAACUGUUGCUAGUUGUUUGCGGAAUGGGUGGAAGUGGGUGUAGCUGCGUGGCCGUGUCUCGUGCGGUGGGGCCAAAGCCAUAUCUUGUCCGCCGUUUUAGGAGGACCUGGAGUGACAGACGUCAUGUCUAAGGCAUACGGCCAGGCGCCUGUUUAUAAUUGAUGUCGCUAGAGAAAGCAGAGAUAGUUGAGGACAGGCUGUGCAUUGGCAGGCCGUAGCUAAAGGCCAAGAGUGCAACCGUGGCUGCGCCUGAGCUGUCCGUUUUAGGUUUUCCGCAAUCCGCUGUCUUUCGGCAAACGGAAUCCGGAAUCACCCUGGUAUAGAUGGCAUUUGCAUCAAAUGAACGUUG
Molecule: messenger RNA, 7839 nt
Organism: Astrephomene gubernaculifera
Lineage: Eukaryota; Viridiplantae; Chlorophyta; Chlorophyceae; Chlamydomonadales; Astrephomenaceae
Source: the annotation of a GenBank genome assembly